Molecule: messenger RNA, 1378 nt
Organism: Sander lucioperca (pikeperch)
Lineage: Eukaryota; Metazoa; Chordata; Actinopteri; Perciformes; Percidae
Product: THAP domain-containing protein 2-like
Exons: 2
Coding region: 196-990 (264 amino acids)
Source: RefSeq, a predicted model, not a curated record
AAGUGCUAUAGUUCUAUAUGGUCUCCGUCGAAGUUAGCGUCGUUUACCUCUGUGGGCCACAUGCUGGCGGUGCUGUGCAAAAAUAAAUAUAUAUAAACUUCUGAUAAUCAUUCAAUACAAGUAUUGUGUUAUAGAUGGUAUUUUGUUAACUGUUUGUUGGCGGGUUUUUUUUUUCUUCUUUUCGUUAGUGCGAACAUGUCUUGCUGUGUAGCACACAUGUGUUCUAACAGACAAGUCUCUUCUUCCGGGUUAAGCUUUUUCAGGUUCCCCAUCAAUGACAAAGACAGGUUGCAGCAGUGGAUCCACAAUCUCAAGAGAAAGAGCUGGACACCAAACAAGCAUUCUCGCCUCUGCUCCAUUCACUUCACACAGGACAGUUUCAUCGUUGGCCGGGAACGAGUUACCCUUAAACCAGACGCGGUGCCAACCAUCUUCUACCCACAUUUACACAUAAAGGCCAAGGUGAGGCGCUCCAGAGUCAGUAAGAACACAACUGUUAGGAAGACUGACCCUGCCACACAAGCGCGUAGACGCAGGAACGUCAGUCACGACCAUGACUACAUCGGUUGCGCUCCCAGUGAACCACAGACAGUCGCAGUGAACGUAGCCAGCUGCAGCCGGAGCCAUUCUGCAGAUCACGGUGCAUACUCGCUGAAAAACUCCCCCAGUCCUCUAAAGAGGAAGAUGCCUCUUGUUCAAAGUAAAUUGCUUUCUUGCAAGAAAAAAAUGAAGCUUCAAGACCAGACAGUCAGAAGACUGAAAGAGAAAGUGAAGUCUCUCUCCUCAGUAGAUCCAAGUAGCUCGUGCUCUUGCAAGAAAAAAAUAAAGCUUCAAGAGCGGACAAUCAGAAGACUGAAACAGAAAGUGAAGUCUCUCUCCUCAGUUGUCACUGAUCUUGAAGAGAAGCUGCGUGUUUCCAACAGCUGCGGUGAUGUGCUGGAGGCUUCCUUUAGCGGAGUCGCUACAGAAAUUCAAGUGAUUCUUGAGUAAGGCCAAAAGACCGAUCUCACCUCAGCCAGACUGUUCACCCCGUUCCCUUCCAGGGGUGCGUCCCAGGUCUCUGUGCACCCGGACCAGCAGGUUCAGAGGAAGCCCACCGACACCUCCUUGCCUGUGCCUGAUGAGCUGAACCACGUUCACGUGGGCCGCUUUGACAGCAACAAGGAGGUAGCCAUCAACGUUGUGUCCCUGACUUUGAAUAUACGGUGUAUCAUUACCAAGUUCUACCACAUAAGUAAUAAAACCACGACAUUUCUGUCAAAGCAUGUCUACUGUGUGUUUCGAUAAUAAAUAUUGAAUCAUUUGGUAAGUAAAUAUUGCUUUAUUGAAAGUCAUGAUUGGUGUACAACCAGUGUCAGCCAAAAACAAUUUAAAAGAA